This is a messenger RNA of Cuscuta campestris, 1869 nucleotides long. NCBI's taxonomy places the organism in Eukaryota, Viridiplantae, Streptophyta, Magnoliopsida, Solanales, Convolvulaceae. The record is from the annotation of a GenBank genome assembly.
UUAAGAAGAUUAAAAUUCAUUUAUCCAACAAAAAUCAAAAUGACAUAUACAUCCCCCAUUCUCCCUUCUGAAUUUGUUCCACCCACCUGGUUUUCAUCUUUUUUCCUAUUUUUUCUUCUCUUUUCUUCUUCCUCUAACCAUCUUCCUUCCGAUCUGGUAGCUCUUGUUUCUUCUACGUUUUUUCUUUCCAUUUUCUCCUUUCUUUUCUUCUCCAGAUCUGAGAAAUCUAAUUCAGAUCUGUGAAGAAUUUUCUUCAAGUCUUCUUCAUCUUCUUCCCACCUCUGAUUCUUCACCAGCUAGAACAAGAUGCUCGAAUUGAGUCUGAAAGGGUACUCGCCAGAAUUAUGUCGUCGGAAUUUCUCCCUGAAGAUGCUGUGGGAUUGGCGCUGGAAUUUUUUCCGGAAUUUCUCGCAAGUCACCCGAAUCUGUGCUUGGUUAUCUGAUUGAAGAUGCCGGGGGGAUGGUGAGAGUGGGUGACAGAACCAAUUGAUGGUUCAUGGCGGUGGAGAGGGAAGAUAGGGGUGAGGGUAUAAUGGGAAAGUCAACNAACAAGAUGCUCGAAUUGAGUCUGAAAGGGUACUCGCCAGAAUUAUGUCGUCGGAAUUUCUCCCUGAAGAUGCUGUGGGAUUGGCGCUGGAAUUUUUUCCGGAAUUUCUCGCAAGUCACCCGAAUCUGUGCUUGGUUAUCUGAUUGAAGAUGCCGGGGGGAUGGUGAGAGUGGGUGACAGAACCAAUUGAUGGUUCAUGGCGGUGGAGAGGGAAGAUAGGGGUGAGGGUAUAAUGGGAAAGUCAACCCAAUUUUCAUCACACAUAAAAUUGCCUGCCCGGUCAAACCGGGAAGUUCUUUGGAAGGAGGGAGUAUCCUUUAAUAUCCAACACAUUCAUCGCCAUUGCGGUUAGUUGAUUACGCAGAGUCGCCGACUGGCCACAGAGCGGUGUCGCCGCUCUGAAUCUCAUCUGUCGAUCGAUCGUCUUCCAAAUCUUAGGACGAGAUUAAUCCGUACUUGUAUAGGAGUAGAGUGACCGCUGUGAUUUCGAAAAUGUUAGCGCAGGCGCAGCUACUGUUCACGGUGGCUUUCGGGGAGAUGACGGUGAUACUGCUCCUCCUCUUCAAGACCCCUCUGCGGAAGCUGUUGAUUGCCGCCAUCGACCGGGCCAAACGCGGCCGCGGUCCUCUCGUUGUCAAGUCCGUCGGCGCCACUGUUCUCGUGCUCCUGAUCUACACCGUUUACUCCAUCAGGGACAUCCAAUCCCGGCCCCUCGAGAACCUCAAUCCCACUGAGCAAGUCCUCCUUGCUUACCAAGUCCUUCAAGCCUCCCUCAUGGGGUUUGCACUGUUUCUUUCGCUUAUGAUAGACAGGCUGCACCACUACAUAAGAGAGCUGCGCGUACUGAGGAAGGUUAUGGAAGCUGCCAAGAAACAAGACCAAAGCUUCGAUAACGGUAAGAGUGGUGAUAAGGUCAGUUCCCUAAAAGAAGAGAUAUCCUCACUAAAGUCUAAGAUAAGAGUGCUGGAAUCAGAGCGCAAAGAUGUGAGAGCCAAUAGAGCGAAUUCUGAGUCCCUUAAACAACAGUACGAGAAAAUAGUAGACGAGUAUGGGGAAUUGCUGGAGAAGAAUAAACAUCUUCGAAGCCAAUUGCGUGCUAUUGGUGAAAAGUGAAAACGGGUCUCGUUCAGAUAACAAGAAACUUGGGUUGUCAUUGCUUGAGAUUGAUGGUGGUUAUGAUCUCUGGGUGCUGCAUUAAGUUCCAACCAAAAAAACUGUCUUUCUUUUGAUAUAUCAUAUUUAUAUUUCUGGGCGAACAAUGAACAUUGCUGUCUGUUUAAUUAUAUGCAUAUAUGCAAGUGUAUUAAAUUAUCGUGUUUUUA